Lepisosteus oculatus (spotted gar) is the source of this 1956-nucleotide messenger RNA. RefSeq names its product complement component 1, q subcomponent binding protein (gene c1qbp). Lineage: Eukaryota; Metazoa; Chordata; Actinopteri; Semionotiformes; Lepisosteidae. Gene Ontology annotation, biological process: cytosolic ribosome assembly. Gene Ontology annotation, cellular component: mitochondrial matrix. The record is from RefSeq and is a predicted model, not a curated record.
UCAAAGGUAAAAGGUCACUGCGAAGGAGGAGGUCAGAGCGUCCUUUCUGCCGACACGUGGUUUCCAGUAGUUUCUUAGCGGUUUGAGUCUGAUCAGUGGGAGAAGGGUAUUCCGUCGCACGCAUUUUUUGGGGGUGACCUCCGAUUUCAGUCAAACUUCUUCAAGACUAGCUUAGUUGUCUGAAACCAUGUUGAAGUCUCUUACCCGGGCCCUCGGCGUCGCCACUCGUAUUUCCACCAGCACAGCCGCCUCUUCCACCCGGGUGCUGGAGCCUCUGCUCCGGCCGGCUGUCGGCGCUCCCAGCUCGGCAACAGCUCGGCCCUUCACCCGCUCUAUCUGGAUGCUGUGCAGUAGCGGCUCCUCAUCGGAACACAGGCCGGGGCUGCUGAGCAGUAGUCGGGGUAUCCCAUCGGUGUCGUGCGGCUGCGGAGGACUUCACACGGAAGGAGACAAGGCGUUUGCAGAAUUCCUGUCAGAUGAGAUUAAAGAAGAGAAAAAGAUUAAGAAGCACACAGCGCUGCCCAAGAUGUCUGGGGGCUGGGAGCUGGAACUCACAGGCACCGAAGCCAAGCUAACUAGGAAGAUCGCUGGAGAAGUGGUGUCGGUCACAUUCAACAUCAACAACAGCAUCCCACCCACCUUCGAUGAGGAGCCAGAGCAGGGCCAGAAGCCCUCCGAAAACGAGCCUGAAAUUGUGUCAACACCCAACUUUGUCGUGGAGGUGGCGAAACAGGCUUCAAACCAGUCCUUGGUGUUUGACUGCCAUUAUCCCGAAGAUGAGGUGGGCCACGGCGAGGGAGAAGAGGAGAGUGAUAUCUUUGCCGUCCGAGAGGUCAGCUUCCAACCCACUGGAGAGAAGGAGUGGAAGGACACCAGCUACACACUCAGCACCGACUCCCUGGACUGGGCCCUCUAUGACCACCUGAUGGACUUCCUGGCUGACCGUGGGGUGGACAACACCUUUGCCGAUGAGCUGAUGGAGCUGAGCACCGCCCUGGAGCACCAGGAGUACAUCAAGUUCCUGGAGGAUCUCAGUGGCUUCGUCAAGUGCCAGUGAGCACAGACAGUGGGCCCUCAAACUAGGUUUAUAAGCAAAUGUAUCGGUCUCCUCCCUAGAUUCCAUGUCAGAAAGAAAAGACUUAGUCCCCAACGGUGCAGAGUUGUGUAUAUAUAUUUGAAUCAUCUGUGCAAGAUUUUAUUUCUGCUGAGGCUGAAUGAACACCAGGUUACCAUACCUUCUGAAGAUGCAGGAGAGUAUAUGCCCUGCACUGAAGUGUUCCACUUCAUCAGUGUGGCCAACAGUGAGAUCAGUUGAAAUCUGUAUCCGUUAAGUGUGGCAUGGUUUAACCUUUGAUUCUCAAUCUUUAAACGUUCAAAACACUUUAAGAAACUUUAACUCUGAGGACAGAAUAUUUCAAAAUGUAAGUUCUGUUGCCUUGUCUUACAUUUGAUGCAGUCAGAGUGCUGUUUUUUCCCUGUACUGGAGUCUACGGUGGAUAGGUUUAUGGUCUACAAUAAUACUCUUCCCCUUAUUUUUCUGCAAAUGUAGUCUUUUGACUUCCAAUGUUGUUUGUCUUUUAAGAAUUAAAAGGUUCCUGGCCCACUGACCAUAUAGUAACACCUGACUUGAACACAUUAUUUACAGGGAACAUUUGUUAUAGUUAAACAGUAUAACUAAAUUACAAAAAAGAUUCUAAUCUAGAACAUAUUUGCAAAAUUAAACAAAGUCCAAUUUCACAAGCCAGGUUCAGACUUACGGAAGAUAAGAACAGCGUUUAUAUAUUAAAAGAGUGUCAGCAUUGUAUGUGAAGUUUAACUGUUCAACAUGAUUUGAAUCACAUUUUGCCCAUUUUGGGUUAUUGCUAAAAUGUCUUUUAGAAUGGAAUGAAAAAAUAGCACUUUUUAUUAAGAUCAAGACUGUAAAGCCUACAAUAAAGGUUGAGUUAAUGACGGGUC